Molecule: messenger RNA, 2048 nt
Organism: Anolis sagrei ordinatus
Lineage: Eukaryota; Metazoa; Chordata; Lepidosauria; Squamata; Anolidae
Gene: TNFRSF14
Product: TNF receptor superfamily member 14
Biological process (GO): apoptotic process; positive regulation of cytokine production involved in immune response; signal transduction
Cellular component (GO): external side of plasma membrane; membrane
Molecular function (GO): protein binding; transmembrane signaling receptor activity
Source: RefSeq, a predicted model, not a curated record
CAGGCUGCGCCAGAGCAGAGCAGGGCCGGGGGCCGUCUGGAUGUCCCCGGGGCGCCCCCUCGGAGGCCCUCCAGCUGGGACCAUGCGGCGGAUGGUUUGCAUUUUUCUUGCGACACAGCUACUAUUUCACCGAGAAGCAUUGUCCUGCCAAACGUACGAGUACAGGAGUAGUAAUGGUGAAUGCUGCCCCAAAUGUGCUUCAGGAAAUAGAGUCGCAAAGCCCUGUACCACCAGUUCAAGUACAACAUGUGUCCCGUGUUCAGAGGGUACAUAUACAGACCACCCAAAUGGACUGGCGGAGUGCUUUCAAUGCCUACCCUGUGAUCCAGGAGCUCACCUGAAAGUUAAAGAGGAAUGCACGUACACCAAGAACACUGUCUGUACCUGCAUCCCAGGUUACUUCUGCAGCCAUCCAAUGAAUGAGAAGCCCUGUGAGAUAUGCACCCAACAUACUGUCUCCCCACCUGGUUAUAUGGUGAUACAGGAAGGCACAGAAACCAACGAUACCAAGUUUGUACGUUGCCCAUCUGGAACUUUCUCAGAAAUGAAGAUGUCUUCCUCCUGCGAGCCUUGGACGGAUUGCAGUAAGGAAGGCUUGGUCGAAGUCCGCUCCGGCAGCGCCUCUUUGGACGCGGUGUGUGGACGCCCAAAGCCGGGCAAGAGGAGUCGAACGCAGUUGUAUCCCCUUCUGAUUGUGGGUUUUCUCCUUUUGGUUGUUUCACCUCUUGGCAUGAUUUACCGCAGAGGACAGCAAUCCACCAAAAAAGGUGCUGCUGAGGAAGAGAAGGAAGAGCGGGAAGGAGACUACAUCCCCGUUCAAGAAAGGAACGUCAUGGUCAUACCGAUGCAGGAGACUUCUCCGAAUCACGGAGAACCGAGCUAUCGGACCUUUCCUUCCGUCGACCAAGCUUUGGGUUGAAAAAAACAAAUCGUCAACACGUGUCAAGGCUCAUCCCCCAGCGGAUGAUUUCAAAACAUGGCCGGGGAACAUGACCGAGCUCCUUCCCUGAGUUCCUUGUAGCCGUCCUCUCUCCUCAGGCCAAAACUGGACGACGGAGCGGACGAGUGAGUGAAGGAGGCGAGAAAGGAGAAGACGGAGUCGGAGGAGAGAGGAGGCUCCGAGGGCCAUCCAGCCCAACCCCAGUCUUCCAUUCAGGAAAAUACAGCCCAAGCCCUCCUGACUGAUGGCCACUCUGUUUCAAGAGCUCCAGAGAAGGAGACUCCACCACCUCCACCAUCUACGACCACCCAGAAGUUUCUCCUGAGACUUUGGUGGGAUCCUUUCUCCUGGAGGUUGAAUCUGUGGCCUGGUGUCCUCGUCCCCUGAGCAGCAGAAAACAAUGUGCCUCUCCUCAAUAUGACGUCCGUCCAAAUAUUGAAACAUGACUGUCGUAUCUCCUCUCAACCUUCUCCAAGCUGAACAUCCCCAGCUCCCUGUAUUGGAAAUGCCAUAACCCAUCAGAAAUAACUGCAGCAUAACCUUAUUGAAAAGGUAAAAAUGAUGUCACAUCCGUUUGGCAAAUGUGAAUCUCCCUGAAAACGGAGACCACCUUUGGAAAACCACAAAGCAUGGCCUUGUUAGAAGUCAACUCAUAGGCAUUCGUGUAAUAGCACACAGGUAACUUAGCUGUUAAACUGAAGAACCAUGUCUUUAAACUGCCAUGGAUAAAGGCAUGCCACUACAUAGCAGAGGAUGGUCUAAAAGUCCUAACUGCAAGAUGCGCCCACCUCCACUGAGGUCUGAUGCAAACACAUCCACCUCCAAUGAGGUGGUAAGCAAAUGGAAUACAAAAUGGAGUCCUGUGCCUGAAGCCCCUCCUACACCGAAGAGAUACAGUCCAACUGGCAAACCAAAAUGUACAUACAAGGGUUGAAUGACAAGUAAUGCCUCCACCUUCGUAACUCCUCAACAGAUGGCUACUGGCUUGUUGUCUACUGGCUUGUUCAGUAGACUCUCCUCUACAGUUCCAUUUUGGCGGGAAGCCUUAGCAUUGAACGGUUGUGUUGUUAAAGUGCGAAGUAUGGAAGCCUGCGCAGACAGUCGGUCA